Varanus komodoensis (Komodo dragon) is the source of this 8132-nucleotide messenger RNA. RefSeq names its product mediator complex subunit 1 (gene MED1). The coding region runs from base 293 to 5053 and encodes 1586 amino acids. The transcript is spliced from 17 exons. Gene Ontology annotation, cellular component: mediator complex. Gene Ontology annotation, biological process: cellular response to thyroid hormone stimulus; regulation of transcription by RNA polymerase II. NCBI's taxonomy places the organism in Eukaryota, Metazoa, Chordata, Lepidosauria, Squamata, Varanidae. The record is from RefSeq and is a predicted model, not a curated record. Gene Ontology annotation, molecular function: nuclear thyroid hormone receptor binding; nuclear retinoic acid receptor binding; transcription coregulator activity.
GGAAAGGUUUCCCGUUCACGGUGCCAAUGCUAUGAGUGCCGGUAUUACAGUGCCCAGUCCUCUCGGCUUGUGUGUGAGAUCUCCUUAGUCUGCUAUUUUUAGAAGGCUACGGGCAGGGAGUCUGUAGAUUUAUGAAUUUUGCUAUGUCCCUUGUAAUUACGGUUCUGGAAAAGUUUUUGGAAUUUUUGAGUGGACCAUUGCCUCCCCCUCAAAUAAAGUUGGGAGGGUGUGUUGCUGAAUCAUUGUGUCGUCUUCUUACCUGGGACUGAUAGAUUGUGUGGAGUUACAAAUAAUGAGCAUGAGAAUGGGAGAAUCAGAGAAACUGAAUAAGAUGAGUUCCCUUCUGGAAAGACUGCAUGUCAAAUUUAAUCCCAACAGCAGACCUUGGACAGAAACCAUGAAGCUUGUUCGUCAAGUUAUGGAAAAACGAGUUGUAAUGAACUCUGGAGGUCAUCAGAAUCUUGUCAGCUGCUUGGAAACUUUGCAGAAAGCCUUAAAAGUGACAUCUCUGCCUGCUAUGACAGAUCGCUUGGAGUCCAUUGCUAGACAAAAUGGCCUUGGAUCUCACCUUAGUGCAAAUGGUACUGAAUGUUACAUAACAUCAGACAUGUUCUAUGUGGAAGUUCACUUGGAUCCUACAGGACAGCUGUGUGAUGUCAAGGUGGCGCAUCAUGGAGAAAACCCUGUGAGUUGCCCAGAGCUGGUGCAACAUCUAAGAGAGAGAAACUUCAAUGAAUUUUCUAAGCACCUUAAGGGUCUUGUCAAUCUGUAUAAGCUGCCAGGUGACAAUAAACUGAAAACUAAAAUGUACCUGGCGCUUCAAUCACUGGAACUUGAUCUUUCAAAGAUGGCAGGAAUGUACUGGCAAGCAACCAAUGCAAGCCCUUUGGAUAAGAUCCUGCAUGGCACUGUGGGUUAUCUCACCCCAAGAAGUGGAGGUCACUUGAUGAAUCUGAAGUAUUAUGUUUCACCCUAUGAUUUGAUUGAAGAAGGUACUGGAGCUCCCAUCAUUCUGAAUGAGAACAAUGUUCCUCGAUCUCUGGGCAUGAAUGUAUGUGUUACAAUUGAAGGAACCUUGAAUAUGAACAAACUUCCAAUUGCCCCCUUGAUUAUGGGAUCUCAUCCUGUGGACAAUAAAGGGACACCCUCUUUCUCUUCAGUUACUAGUGCCAACAGUGUUGAUUUGCCAGCCUGUUUUUUCUUAAAGUUUCCAAGACCUAUUCCAGUAUCUCGGACUUUCAUUCAGAAACUUCAGAACUGUACAGGCAUCCCAUUGUUUGAUACCCCUCCAGCAUAUGUACCCCUGUAUGAGCUCAUCACACAGUUUGAACUAUCCAAGGAGGAGGUCCCUGGACCAUUGAAUCACAAUAUGCGCUUCUAUGCGGCUUUGCCAGGACAGCAGCACUGCUAUUUCCUCAACAAAGAUGCCCCCUUGCCAGAUGGACGAAGCCUUCAAGGAGCUCUACUUAGCAAAAUUGCUUUUCACCACCCUAGUCGAGUACCUCUCAUCCUCAAUAUAAUCCGGCACCAGGUAGCCUACAAUACACUGAUAGGCAGUUGUGUCAAGCGAACAGUCUUAAAAGAAGAUUCUCCUGGAAUCCUUCAAUUUGAAGUCUGUCCCCUAUCUGACUCCUGUUUCAGUGUGUCCUUCCAGCAUCCUGUAAAUGACUCCUUAGUUUGUGUGGUAAUGGAUGUGCAAGAUUCUACCCAUGUGAAUUGCAAAUUGUAUAAAGGGCUCUCUGAUGCACUCAUCUGCACAGAUGAUUUCAUUGCUAAAGUUGUUCAAAGAUGCAUGUCAAUUCCUGUGACCAUGAGAGCCAUUCGGAGAAAGGCUGAGACAAUCCAAGCAGACACACCGGCCUUGUCCCUCAUCGCUGAGACAGUUGAGGACAUGGUAAAGAAGAACCUCCCACCCGCUAGCAGCCCAGGUUAUGGCAUGACCACUGGCAACAACCCAAUGAGUGGCACUACCACCCCAACGAGCACUUUUCCUGGGGGGCCCAUUUCCACCUUGUUCACUAUGAGCAUGGGCCUAAAAGAACGGCAUGAUUCAGUGGGCCAUGGGGAGGACUUCAGCAAAGUGUCUCAGAACCCCAUUCUUACAAGCUUGCUACAAAUCACAGGCAAUGUGGGGACCACCAUUGGCUCUAGUCCUACUCCUCCACACCAUACACCUCCUCCUGUGUCAUCUCCCGCAAGCAACACCAAGAACCACCCCAUGCUCAUGAACCUGUUGAAGGAUAAUCCAGCUCAAGAUUUCUCAACUCUGUAUGGGAGCAGCCCACUUGAAAGGCAGAACUCAUCUUCUGGCUCCCCAAGGAUGGAAAUGGGGCCAGGGGGUAACAAGCAAAAGAAGAAAAAAUCACGUGUCCUAGUGGACAAACCCAAGCAUCAAACUGAAGAUGACUUCCAGAGAGAACUGUUCUCCAUGGACGUUGAUUCACAGAAUCCCAUCUUUGAUGUCAAUAUGACUGCUGACACUUUAGAUACUCCCCAUAUUACUCCAGCUCCCAGUCAAUGCAGCACUCCACCUACAACCUAUCCACAGUCUAUACCUCAUGCCCAGCCCAGUAUUCAGAGGAUGGUCCGACUCUCCAGUUCAGACAGCAUUGGCCCUGACGUCACAGACAUCCUUUCUGACAUAGCAGAGGAAGCGUCCAAGCUGCCAAGCUCCAGUGAAGAUUGCCCUCCUAUUGGAACACCAGUAAGGGACUCAUCCAGUUCAGGACAUUCCCAAAGCGCCCUCUUUGAUCCUGAUGUCUUUCAGUCAAACAACAGUGAAAAUCCUUACACAGAUCCAGCUGAACUGAUUGCUGAUGCCACUGUGAGUCCAAACAGUGAUUCUUCAAAUCAGUUUUUCCCCGAUGGAGUUGAUUUCAACCCUGACCUCCUGAACAGCCAGAGUCAAAGUGGUUUUGGAGAAGAAUAUUUUGAUGAUAGCAGCCAAAGUGGAGAUGCGGAUGACUUCAAAGGCUUUACACCACAAACGAUAAGUACUCUGGGCGUGCAAGUGCUGGGGGGAGAUGGAGGGGAGAAUAAGUUCAAGGCAAGCAGCCAAGCGGACACAGUUGACUUUAGUAUUAUCACUGCUGCCAGCAAGGCUCUGGGAGCCUCUGAUGUUAUGGAGCAUCAUAGUGGAAGCCAGAGCCCUUUACUGAGCACAGGAGAUAUGGGGAAGGAGAAGUCACAGAAGCGGGUCAAAGAGGGUAACGGAUCCGGGAGUUCUUUAACAGGUCCUGGGCUGGAUGGCAAGGGUGGAAAACGCAGCCGCACCCCAUCCAGUGAUGGGAAGAGUAAAGAAAAGGUCCAGAAGAGAAGGAAGGUGGAGCCAGAAGGCAAAUCUCCCUCUCAUAGUUCAUCCACCAGGCCUUUCACCCCACCAGCAAGCACAGGUGGCUCAAAAUCUCCUGGAAGUUCAGGGAGGUCUCAAACACCCCCAGGGGUAGCUACUCCUCCCAUCCCCAAAAUCACCAUCCAGAUCCCCAAGGGAACUGUGACUGUUGGCAAACCUUCUCAUGGGCAGUAUACAAGCAGCGGCUCAGUCUCCUCUUUGAGUAGCAAAGGUCAUCACAGUCAUUCCUCCUCUUCUUCUUCAUCAUCGUCAUCAUCAUCCUCGUCCUCUUCGUCUUCCUCAUCGACCUCUAGCAAAAUAAAGAGCAGCAAGUCGGAUGGGUCUUCUGGUUCCAAGAUGAGCAGCAGCCUCUACUCGGGCCAAGGCGGCUCUGGAUCAGGUCAGUCCAAAAGCUCCACCCAAUCAGUGGGCAAGCCUGGGUCCUCCCCCAUCACAAAACACGGCCUCAGCAGCGGCUCUGGAGGUACCAAGAUCAAACCUCAAGGGAAGCCUUCAUCGCUUAUGAACCCUUCCAUGAGUAAACCAAACAUUUCUCCUUCUCAUUCUAGACCCUCGGGCGGUUCUGACAAGCUGGCCUCUCCGAUGAAACCCGUUCCAGGUACUCCCCCGUCGUCUAAAGCAAAGUCCCCUAUUAGUUCCGGUUCUGGAGGCUCACACAUGUCUGGGACAGGAUCCAGCUCAAGCAUGAAGUCCUCUUCCGGGAUGGGAUCCUCCAGUUCCAUGUCUCAGAAGCCACCCACUUCUUCAAAUUCUUCAGUGGGAUCUUCAUCUUCCUUUUCUUCAGGCAGCUCCUCCAUGUCUUCAUCACAAAAUCAACACGGGAGUUCCAAAGGCAAGUCCCCAAGCCGCAACAAAAAGCCAUCUCUGACUGCCGUCAUUGACAAGCUCAAGCAUGGUGUCGUCACCAGUGGUCCUGGUGGAGAAGACUCAAUGGACGGACAGAUGGUUCAGAGUUCCAGUUCCUCGAGUCACUCCAUGUCUUCUAAACAUAACUUGUCUGGAGGUGAACUGCAGGGAAAACGGGAAAGAACUGAUAAGGAGAAAUCCAAAGUUUCUGUUUCAGGAGGUUCCUCUGACUCUUCCAAGAAGACAUCUGAUUCAAAGAAUGUUGGAAGCACUGGAGUGGCUAAGAUAAUAAUAAGCAAACAUGACGGUGGCUCUCCUAGCAUUAAAGCCAAAGUUACCUUGCAAAAACCUGGGGAAGGAGGUGGGGAUGGCUUAAGGCCUCAGAUGACGUCUUCCAAAAGCUAUGGUUCACCAUUGAUAAGUGGAUCCACUCCAAAGCAUGAGCGCUGUUCUCCCAGCCACAGUAAGUCUCCUGCAUAUACCCCCCAAAACAUUGACAGUGAGAGUGAAUCAGGAUCAUCCAUAGCAGAGAAAUCCUAUCAGAACAGCCCUAGCUCCGAUGAUGGAAUUAGGCCUCUUCCAGAAUAUAGCUCAGAAAAGCAUAAGAAACACAAAAAGGAAAAGAAGAAAGUGAAAGAUAAAGACCGGGACAGGGAUCGUGACAAAGAGAGGGACAAAAAGAAAACACACAGCAUUAAGCCAGAAAGCUGGUCUAAAUCUCCCAUCUCGUCAGAACAGUCUCUGUCUAUGACAAGCAGUGCCAUUCUUUCAUCAGAUAGGCCAGCCAGGCCCAGCCCUGAUUUUCUGAUGGGGGAAGAUGAUGAUCUAAUGGAUGUUGCCCUGAUAAGAAAUUGAGAACAUUUGUGGCGCAAGAGAUAUUUCAUUUUUAAUUUUCUUAAAGUUGUGAAUGUUCACAACACCAAAAUGAGUUCAAGUAAAACCAAACCUUUUCAUUUUGGACAACUCUCAUGAUGAAAUUUAGUAAGCAAUUUAUUUUUAAAGCUCUUGGAAGCUUACAUGAGUACACAUAGGUGCUUCCAUCUAAUACAAAUCUUUACCACAAAGAAUUGAUGUACCAAACUGCUAGGUUGUAGACCUGCCAUUUGUCCCCAGACUCUCUUGUAAGAUAGAACUGAAACUCAGGCAUAUGCUAAACAUUUUACAUGUUUUAAUAGAAUCAGAUUUUUCUCUUGCACCGUGGUCUUUAGGAACUUUUCCAUUUUGGUGCAUAUUUUUUUAACAUUUUUAGCAUUUAAGAUUAAAGCUUGGCUGGAUUUUAUUCAUAGUUAGGAAGAAUAUUUCCAUUAAAAAUAUCGCUAAUGGAAAUAAAUCAGUGCCUGGUAACUUUCACUUUCUUAAGGUGCUGAUUGCUAUCUCCUAAAGUCUGAGAAACUGUGUGUUCAACAGAUAACGCCAUUUUUGUCCCUCAUCCAGAUGAUAUAGUAUUUUGGUAUAGAUGUGUUAUAUCUUUACAGUCAUUUGACUUAAUAUUUAUGUUAUAAAAUAGUUCUUUUAAUAUACUCACAAAAGCUCUGAUGGCUUUCAUGGAUGUCUUCUGUGUUUUAAUUGGAUAGUAAAGGACUUCAUCUUGGUGAGAAGAGGAGAGGAAGAUUUGUGUCCCUUGCAUGUAAAAAUUUGGAUUUCUGAGCCCCUGUAAUUUGGAUUUAGGUAAAACCUACCUGGGAGAGAAUGCAGUUUAAGUUGGAAUUAGGCCCUUUUGCUUCAAUCAGUCCAGCAUGUUGGCCUUAUGGGUGAGCAUCCAUUCCCUCUUUGAUAGAAGAUAGCUUCUUUCCAUACCACUCCAGAAAUGUACAAGCUCUGAAAGUCACAUAGGAGGAGCCCAUAAUGCAGCUGCUUUCUUGGAUGAUGUUGGUUUGGCUUCCAGGAGGGAUGAUUACUUCAUUUACCCACAUGACUUCAGGGUUCCUAGAUUACUGGAAUCAUAUGGGAAGCUGCUACACUUGAAUUGAGGAAGAACCUAGAGUAUAUGCAUUUUUUAAAGUUUUUGUUUGCAAAAUGUGCACACUAGUUCCUAUGUUGUUACAGGUUAAAGGAAACAUUCUAGAACUUUUCACUUACCCACAUACUUUCUGUAUCUAGUGCUAUCAUAGUGAAUUAAAAUUACUCCUUAGCAUUUACCCUGUUCUGCUUUAUCAUAGACCUGAGUCAGUAUAAAGAUGGAUCUCUGUUUGACAGCUGAUGCCUCAUUUUCAUGUAUCUUUAUAUGAAACAUCACCCAGUAUUCCAGAGAGUAGGGUGACAUCAUAUCACAUAGAGAUUCGUAUGUGUAUCAGAAUGUCUGGAUUGGACAUAGACAGUAUACAGUCACCCACAAGCACAGCAUUGGCUUUAAGUCUAUCUGGUAGCUAACCAUGCAUCCCUAAUUGUUAGUACCCUUACAGGCUAGUAUAUGUUGGGUUUGUCCAACCAUGGAUUCUCUUUAGUAAUGAAGAUAUAAGAGAGGUGAAACAUAGAAAACUGUCCAGGCUUUCUCUGAUUCACAUUCCCACUUCAAAUGUUUCCAGGGUAUGAAAAAUAAAUUCAGAACAAGUGACAUGUCUUUCUUAUUGCAGGAGACUGAUUGUGGAAUGUGCACAGGGCCUAUAAAACACCAAGGUAUUUUUUAAAUUGUGACUCCCCUUACAGUGGAACCACAUCAUAGAAUGUAAUUCUGUAUUGGUCCAGUCCUCAGCAGCUUGUCAUCUGUUUAAUUACCAUAGUAUUUGUUUGGGGAAUGUGGGUUCUAAACAACAGUGUGCAAUUCUCAAAAUGGAAGGCUGUUCAAGGCCUUACGUAACCUUGAUGUAUCCUAGCAGCAUCUGAAUGGUGUUUUCAUAAUGAAACAGUUUUUAUCAAUGUUGCUAUCCUUUGCAACUUGCAUGGAAUUGUUGAAAGUAUUGGCAGGAUUAUGAACAGCAUGGAUACAGUUGGUCUUACACUCUGAUACUCUAUAUUUUAUAUUCUAAAAGAGUAAAUGAGGGAUUAUAUUGGGUCUUGCACCAUGAUCCUACUAGACCUUUGAAUGGUUUGGGGUCCAAAGUCAAACAUGCAAAAUUAUUUCUGUUAUACUUUACAAAUGGACAACUUGAUUGAGUAGCAGGUUUCUGAGUUAAGCAAAACACUUUUUCAGGCUUAAAAAAGACUUAAUACAGUGCACAUGAGCAGCACCCAGUUGUGAAGGAGUUCCCUAAUGAUCAUAACAGUUCUACCCCAGUACAAAGGAAUUCUGUGGUAGACAAUUAGAAGGAAUUAAAUGCCCUUCCUUCCCUAUAGGUAAUUGAGUGCCCAGAGGAAGGUGGGGAAGAGGGAAUGGGACACAUUGUAUCCUAUUGGAUAAUUUUUAUAUAGUUUGAAUUGAGCCAAAUGAGUUUGAUGCAGGUCCAAAGCUUGCCGUCAUACCAAGAAAUGAAAAAAUGACUUUGAAAACUGUCAUUUAAACAGACUGUUGUAAAGUUUUAGAAACUGUUUUUAAUAUGAAUAUUAUUUCCCCUGAGCAGUGGUGUCCCCCAUCCCCUCAGGAAUGAUGCAAGGUAGCGAUUAAAAUAAGUUUCACCAGUUAGAAUUGGGACACAAAUGUCAGUAUCGCACCAUCCCCUUCUGUGUUAAACGAUCUCAUGUGUAUUUCUAAAAGUGCAUUUAAUUGUUCACAAUAUUUUACAUCUUUCAGUAUUGUAAAGACAAAGUAAACAAUGGGAAAUGGGAAACAACCAAACCUUUUAAUUUUGGCUGGAGCUGUUCAUAAUUAAAGGAUUGGCUUUUUCCUCUUAAUGUAAAUAGUAUGUCCUUUAAUCUUAUUUUGUGAACAACUGUGGAAAUGCUGCUUCUGGUGACCAGUGGAGUGAGCAGAGGAAUGUAAUGUGUUCUUAGCAUUUUUUGAAAGUAUUUCAAAUCACAUGUUGGUUUUACAUGCCAAUAAAUCUGUUUGGUAAAAAAA